Messenger RNA from Schistosoma turkestanicum, 5953 nucleotides. The record is from the annotation of a GenBank genome assembly. NCBI's taxonomy places the organism in Eukaryota, Metazoa, Platyhelminthes, Trematoda, Strigeidida, Schistosomatidae.
AUCGCGCGGAAGUCGAAGGUUUUGGGCCUAGUAGUAGAAUGGGUGUUCCGAAAUUUUUCAGAUGGAUUAGUGCUCGAUACCCUUGCAUCAACCAGGUUUUGAGAUCUGGCGAGGUCCCUGUUAUCGAUCACUUUUAUUUGGAUAUGAAUGGCAUAUUGCACACUUGUUCUCACCCAGAAGGCAGUAAAAUAAUCUUUUCUGAAGAAAUAAUAUUCAGGAAUAUUUGUUUAUAUAUUCAGUUCUUGUUCAACCUCAUUAAGCCGCGUAAGACUUUCUUUUUGGCCGUGGAUGGUGUUGCUCCCAGAGCUAAAAUGACACAACAACGUGCUCGCCGUUUUCAAUCUGCUUUAGAGGGGCGUAUUGCUAAAGAAAAUGUAAAAAAUAAUCCAUCUGAUGCCCAAAUUUUCGACCCGUGUCUAAUUUCCCCAGGUACUGAAUUUAUGGAACGGUUACAUCGUCAUCUUGUUACGUUUGUGGAUAAGCAUGUUAAUCAUGAUGCCGAUUGGCAAUGUAUUGAUAUUAUUCUAUCUGGACAUGAUUGCCCUGGGGAAGGCGAACAUAAGAUCCGGGAGUAUAUAGCAUAUCGUCGUGGUCUACCAGAUUAUUGCCCUAAUGAGCGUCAUUGUAUAUAUGGGAUGGAUGCUGACUUGAUAUUUUUAGGUUUGACAACUCAUGAAAUCAACAUUUGUAUUUUACGUGAGAACGUUGUUAAAACCCAAAAUUGUUCGGCUGAUAAUAAACCUUUCUGUAUUACUUACUUAUCGCUUCUUCGGGAAUAUAUUGAUUUGGAAUUUGCAGAAUUAAAGAAGACAUUACCGUUUCCUUAUGAUUUGGAACGUCUUAUUGAUGAUUGGGUUUUUAUGGCUUUUCUACUUGGAAACGAUUUCAUACCUCAUAUACCUAAUUUGCAUAUACAUGCAGAAUCUUUGUUAACUGUCUGGGAUACAUAUCAAGUAGUAUUACCGAAAUUAGACGGUUACCUUGUAGAGUUUGGAUAUUUAAAUCUUCCACGCUUUCAUAAGUAUUUAGAAGAACUUUCUCAAUUUGAGCGUGAUUGGUUCGAAGAACGUGAAGCUGCUUUCCAAUGGAUGCGAGGAAAACAAGGUGCUCGUAUGGCAAAUGAGCUAGAAAAACUUGGAUUGUCAUCUGAAGAUAAUCAGGCAUCAUCCCACAAAACUGUCUUUUCAACGGGGAAACGUACUUCAUUAGAUAAGAAAAAUGAUUUGGAUCAAAUGACUGAUUUUAUAGAUUUAUUCAUACCACGAUCUGAUUGUCAAUAUGAUAAUGUUAUACUAGAUGAAGCUGCGGAAUUAAUGGAAGAGGGUGUUGUUGUUUCAUUAAAGUCAGAUGAUGAUAAAUGUAAACAAUUAUGUCAUAAAAAUAAUUCUUCAAAUCAACUUCCUAAUAAUAAUAAUGAUAAUAAUAAUACACAUGACGUAAUGGAAGAUAAUCAUCAUCAAGAAGAUGAUGUGUAUGAUGAAGCAGAAACGGAAUUAGUAGAAGGAAAUGAGAAUGUCAGUGAUAUUGAAACUGACACAGAUUUAGAUGAAGAUAUACUGGUGUAUAGAAUGCAUCGUCGUGAUUACUAUUCAUCGAAACUUGGUAUACAACUGGAUGAUAUAUCAAGUGAUCAUGGUGAGAAUUCCACGUUAAUGUCUCUAGUUCAAGAUUAUAUCCGAAUGCUACAAUGGAUAUUGAAUUAUUAUUAUUUAAAUGUGGCUGAUUGGGAUUUCUUCUAUGCUUAUCAUUAUGCACCAUUUGUACAUGAUCUUAUUUUGUAUACAAAAAAAUUUGAGAAUUGUCAAAAUUUCAAUGAUGUUAAAUUUUCUUGGACAAAAUUUCAAACAGAUUCACAACCAGUUUUACCAUUUGUUCAACAAUUAAUGAUAUUACCAUCGGAUUCGGCGUAUAUAGUUCCAAAACCUUAUCGGGAAUUAAUGGUCUCUCCAUCUUCUCCAUUAGCUAAAUUCUUUCCUAAAGAAUUUGAAACUGAUAUCAAUGGAAAAAUAGCAUCAUGGGAGGCUGUAGUGUUAAUUCCGUUUUUGGAUCAAGAAUUUCUAAUAAAUGUUAUGAAGGAUGGUAAUGGUAAACUAACUGAACAGGAAAAACAACGCAAUCAACAUAAAUCCCACCUUUUUUAUCGUGCUUGUGUAAUUGGACGUGUAAAAUCUCCUGUAGAAUUAAUUACUUAUGAUUUUUACCGUACAUCUGUGAACUAUAGUGAAUCACAGUUAAGUCAAUUUUAUACGUCAGUUACUCGAUCUGUUGUUGAUGAUUUUCCAAGUCUAUUGAGAUUACCGUUUACUUAUAAAAUUCAAAGAAUACCAGUUUAUGUUUUUGAACGCCCCAGCAAAUCGGAUAGUUUGGCGUUGACAAUGAAACCCCAUCCAGAAUUUUCGAAAUAUGAUAGUCUUAGCCAGUUAGCUGAAAAUAUUCUUGGGCGUCCUAUUCGAGUUCGUUGGCCAUUCUGUGCUACAGUGAUGCCUGUUCGAUUGAUGAAUAAUAGUGAAAUUUGGGAACUAGUGGACUUUAAUAUAGAACCAAUCAUUAAAUCUUCAGGUGAUUUACCCUCCGAAUCCCUACGGUCUCGUCCACUUUUAUCGUCUGAAGAAAGUCACGAAUUGAAAUGGAUCAAUAGUCAGUUGUCAAGUCUAAAGCACUAUUUUGAAAAACGUCGAGCAAUUUUAUUUGAUGACACAAAUGAUGAUAAUGACAGUAAUGAAUUAAAUGCUGAUGGGAACUUAACAUCAUCGUCGGUUCUAGUCUUUUCUCGUCCAUUAGAUGGUUGGUCUGUAAUACCUGAGCGAAAAAAUGUUUCGAAUAGUUUUUCUCUUAUACCGAAUUUUGUUCGUUCACGUGCUCAAAAUGGUGAUGAUUUAGAAUUGUCUAAUGCACCAUUUGCAUCUCCAUUCAUUCAAUCCGAAACUAUGGGUGACUCAUCGACAAAACAAGAUAAGAAACGAAAAAUACUUAUUGAAAAACCUUCAUUGAGUAUAGAACCUGCUUAUGGUCUAUCAGAUGGUUUAAAUUUAGAUUUGUUAGAUGUAAUAUUACCUGGACUACCUCCAUCCCCAGCGAUUGGUUCUCUCGAAAUUGACUGGGGUUACAAUAAAGCAAUUUUAUUGCAUACAAUAUUUCAUCCUGGUAAAAUAGUGUUUAAUUUAGCCAAAGAAAAUUAUGGAUCAGUCGGUGAAGUUGUUGGAGUUGAUGAGAAAAAAGGUAAAGUUAUGGUACGGUUCUAUCCUGAUUUCUCGUCAUCUACUGAUUUAACAGAAUUCUGUAGUCAGGUCGAAGAAUGGGAACAUGAUAAUUUCUAUACAAAUAUCAUGGUUGCAGAUCAAUUAAAUGUUCCAGUAUUUGUGGUGAAUCGAUUGACUGGUAGCUUGAUGGUUCAAGUUACUUCUGGAUCUUGUUCGUCUUCUGGAAAUAGUACUGACGCUAUCAGUAAACAUAAUCAAUACACUGAAACAAUGGCCGAGAACAACGUAGAAAACAGUGUAGAGAAGAAAAAAGGUGAACAGAAAUCAUUUACUAACAUUGGUUUAAAUCUGAAGCGAAAUCGCUCUGGUGCCCAGGUUUUGGGUUGGUCACGUUUUUGUACUGUUCGUCAUACAUGGUUAUUUUCUAAUAGGACCGUUGAUUUACUCAAAGAAUUCAGUAAUAGGUUUCCAGAUGUUUGGGAUAAAGUUUUAAAGUCGUCAAAUUCAUCUGAACGAAAUAAUUCAUGCAUAAAACUUAAUUCAAAAGAAGUUGACGAAAUUACGGAAUUUAUUGCUAAUUCGGAAUGUAGGAACGCUCCAGUCUUACCACAGAAAGGUAUCUAUUUAGAUGAGGAAUGGUUACGAAAAUUGAAAUCGUUAUUUCUCAAAGAUAAAGACAAAACUUUAUCUGAACCGUUUGAUCGUCAGGUUUGGAGUAAAAAGCCUCCGGUGUAUUGUUCACCGACGUCUUUGUUUCUUUCAGUGAAUUCAAAUACAAGAAUUUAUCCAUCGUCUUACAAUUUAUCACCAUUUGAUCGUUGUUAUUAUUCAUCAAAUUAUUCAUCAGUAUUUAGUUCAUUUACAUUAUUGGAUAAAGUUAUUUACAUUGGGAUAGGACAAAAUAUCCCAUUAGGAUUACUAGGCAUUGUUAUUGGUGUACCAUCUGGUGUAAGCUCUCAAAAAAGUGAACAACCGGUGGAGAUCAUGUUUUGUCGAACUUUCACUGAUGCCAUCGAUAUUCGAGGAUCAGGUCCUUGUUGUGCACUGGUACUUCCAUCAAUGUUACUCAGACUACCAGAGAAAAGUGAUGACAAUCACCAAUCAACUUCUCAGUCGAAAAUAAAUAAACCAUUAUCGAAACCUGCAUGGUUCACUAAAGAACCUCCGCGUAACUAUCGUCCUUGGCCAACAAGUAACAAAUUCGAUCAAAAUACUUCUCAUAAAAAGAAAAUCGACAAUUCAAAUCAUGGUAAUGUAUCAAAUUCAUCGAAUACAUCUAAAUUAAAACCUAAACAGAAGCAGCCACCAUCACAAAUGCAAAGAAAUACAUUUAAGUCUGCUAAAAACGUAUCAUCUUCAGAAAAAGAUAUGAUAAACAAGACAAUGCAAGAUUCCAAAUUACCUACUUUUGAAGAUAAAUUUCUUAGCCAUUCUCAGAGCAUAAGUGGACUUAAUGCAAAUCAAGAUCGUAAUGACGAUAAUGUAGAUGUGUCUAAUUCGUCACACGAUGCAGAGCAUAAUUCGCAUUUUUGGACUAUGCCAAGCCCACCAGACGUACCUCUCCCUCCAUCGUACUGGUCUAAAGUAUCUAAUAGUGGCAAAGCUGCAAAUGAUCUGAAAUCGAAUAACAAAACUAAAGACAAUCAAGAAAAAAACCUGCGGAAAACGAAUGAAAAAAGUUUUGAUCAGUCUACUAUUUUUCACCGUACUGGUAAUUCUGCAGAACGUAACCAAAGAAGUUCAGGCACUCGUUUAGAUAAUCGUUUCAAGUUAAACCACAACAAUGACUUGCCCAGGCCGGCUUUUGAAAGACCGAAUUUUAAUGAACUUCCAAACCUCAGUCAGUAUCCACCUUGCAACCAAAUCCAACCUCAAAUUCACCCUGCCUAUCAACCAGUGCCAUUUAUGCAGUUUCAGCGGGUAGUGCAGCCUUCAGGAUUCCCGAUUAAUGUGAUGACUCCAUAUAUGUGUAAUCCAAGAAUGCCUGAUUCUUCUUAUAUCCAGUAUCCUUCCUAUUCCCCUAUGCCAGGUUUUCAACCAGUCGUUGUAAAUCGUGCUCCUAUUCCUCAAUUCCCAUUAAUAUCAAAUCCUAAUGCUCAGGUUUUCAACCCUAUUAUGAACUACGAAAACAACAACCGGUUUAAUAACCCGCCAAUGCAAUCGUCUGGUGAAAGAACUAGGUCAGAUUCCUCUCGUUUUCCUGUCAGGCGUGAUCUGUCAUCUCAUCGAUCAAACACAUCUCAUCAUAAUGCUAAUCAGUCAAAACGUUUUAUUCCUCCUCAAGUUUCACGAAUGCGCCGAUCUUAGAUUGAGAAAUAUUCUUUUAACCACUUAUUCUUUUUAUCGAAAAGAAUCGUCUCUUUUUACAAAGUUUUCCUACAACAUUUUUGUGAAGUUUCCGCUAAAAAAAUUUUUCAACUCCUGAUCGAAUGCUAGCGAAUAUAACAAGCUUUUUGAUAGUGAUUGUUUUCUAUGGAUUGAUUUUCUUUUUUUCUAAAUUUUCUCAGGCUUCUCUAUCUAUUCAAAUUUGUGUAACACCAUUUUCUACUGGUUAAUUUUCAAACGACUGAAGCGAAAUACAAGUUCUAUUUUAUAAAUGUUGUUCUUUUAAAUCUGUAAAGAUUUUAUGUGAGUAAAUCGACGAUUCUAUUGUGUCUUUUGUACUGUAAUUGCUUCGUGUUGCUCAAAUAAUCCUCGCUUUAUUGAACAAUCAUUAAACUCAAUUUACUAAAUAAAAGUAUUAUUGUUUUGCA